This is a messenger RNA of Osmerus eperlanus (European smelt), 4041 nucleotides long. RefSeq names its product huntingtin associated protein 1 (gene hap1). The transcript is spliced from 14 exons. Gene Ontology annotation, cellular component: dendrite; mitochondrion; cytoplasmic vesicle. Gene Ontology annotation, biological process: protein targeting; vesicle transport along microtubule; anterograde axonal transport of mitochondrion. Gene Ontology annotation, molecular function: myosin binding; signaling receptor binding. NCBI's taxonomy places the organism in Eukaryota, Metazoa, Chordata, Actinopteri, Osmeriformes, Osmeridae. The record is from RefSeq and is a predicted model, not a curated record. Bases 249 to 2621 code for a protein of 790 amino acids.
CACAUUCAGGCAUGACGAAAGACAGACCUCCUAGUCUGAAGGACUAACCAUUAAGGAGCUGACACUCCCUCACAAACGCACACAGCCACACGCGCGUAGAAGACAGCGCUUUGUCCACGCGCUCGCGGAGACCCCCCAGCUGCGGUGGAAUGGGCUUAUAAGAGGCUGAGGACCUUGGAGGAACAACACAAGCAGAGUCAAAGCCGAAGAGGAGAGAGAGAGGGAUAACAAGGGACUCGGGCGGAGGGAUGGAAGAAGGGUUCUGUCCGGUCGCCAUGGAGGUGUGGAGCUCCUCGGCGUCGGAGGAGGACGAGGACAAGAGCAGCGCGAGCCAGGGGGAGGAAGAGGAGGAGGAGGUGGUGGUGGUGGUGGAGCGGAAUGAGAACGCAGAGGUGCUGCGCAGGGAGCUGAUGCAAGUGUUGUGUUCAGAACGAGUGGGCCAGGUCACUAAGACCUAUCAUGACAUCGAGGCCGUCACCCACCUCCUCGAAGAGAAAGAGCGGGACCUCGAGUUGGCAGCCCGCAUCGGCCAAUCCCUGUUGAAGAAGAACAGGGACCUGACGGCGCGGAACGAGCUGUUGGACGAACAGAUGGAGAUCGCAAAGGAAGAGAUAGCACAGCUACGUCAUGAGCUCUCGAUGAGAGACGACCUUCUCCACCUCUACGCCAGCACUGAGGAGAUCGACUGCACUUCGGAAUCCCGCUUGCCAAUGCAAAGGAACGAGUCGUCCAACUCGCUCACGAACUACGUCCACUACGACUUCCUGCAACAUAAACUCAAGGGCCUGGAGGAAGAGAACCACAAACUACGCUCAGAGGCCAACGAGCUGACGUCGGAGACCACCAACUACGAGGAGCAGGAGCAGGAGCUGAUGAUGGUGUGUGUGGAGGAGCUCUCCUCGGUGAACAAGCGGGUGGCGGACCUGUCAGACGAGCUGGCCAGGAAGGUGGAGGACACUCUGAGACAGCAGGAGGAGAUCAGCUGCCUGCUGGCCCAGAUCGUCGACCUGCAGGCCCGCUGCAAAGGGCUCAGCUCAGAGAACGAAGAGCUAACCCAGCACCUGAGCGCCUCCAAGGACAGCCAGUUACAGCUCAGAUCUGAGUUGCGGGACCUGCACGAGAAGCACUCGGAGUGUGAGGACAUGCUACGGGAGGCCAGGGAGGACAUCAAGAACCAGCGCAACAAGAGCCUGCCCAACAGCACGGUGCAGCGCUACAGCGCCAUGGCCGCCGUAUUCCCCAUGGAUUCCUUGGCGGCCGAGAUCGAGGGCACCUUCCGGAAAGGACUGGACAGCCCCGCCCCCUCUGAGUACAAGAACCACCCGUUCCGCGUGUUCGAGACGGUCAAGGUGGUGAACCAGGCCAGACUGCGCUCGCGGUGCCAGUCCCCCGGUGUCCCCGGCUCCAGCCCGGCGUCGUCCAGCAGCACCAGCACCCCGCGGACCAGCUACUACGGCUCGGACAGCGCCAGCGUCACCCUGGAGGACAGGGCUGCCACGGCCAACCAUGCCCCGGCACAGGAGGACAGCAGCGUGGGGGGACCCAAGCCCCUGGGCCAGCCGGGGACCCCAGGGGGCCCGGACCUGGAAGCGGCCCUGCGCUGCCUCUCCGCCCGCCAGCAGAGCCACGCGUCCGAGCGGCCCUUCUUCGAGGUGGAGCGCGAGCGCAAGCUCCGGGCGCUGGCCGUCGUCGGGGACGCGGCCGAGGGCUCCAGCGGCUUCCUCACGCCCAACGACAGCCUGGUGUCCAGCUCGGCGGGGUCGACCGGCACCAACUACUCCAACGGCAGCUCGCAGCACUCGGCCGGGUCGGGCCUCUCGGGGGGGUCGCGCUCCUACCUCCCCGACCGCCUGCAGAUCGUCAAGCCCCUGGAAGGCUCAGUGACGCUCCACCACUGGCAGCAGUUGGCCAAGCCCAACCUAGGGGGCAUCCUGCACCCACGGCCGGGGGUCCUCACCAAAGACUUCCGGGAGCUGGAGGUGGACCUGCAGCACGUCUACAGCCUGAACGACCUGGAGGAGGACGAGGAGGAGGAGGGGCCUCGCCUCGCUGCAGCUCGCGGCACCCUGGUCAACCCAUCCGGCCCCAACCUCCCCCAGUCUCCUCCCAUCCACACCGUCAACACCUGUCAGGACAUUCAUCCCCCCCUCCUCAUCCCUUCUUUCUCCACCAGCCUUCGCCCUUGCCACCUGUCCUCUUGUGGGAACUGUAAGCAUCUGAACACUCGGCCCUCCCCCUUCUCCUCCUCCUCCUCCAGUGAGCAUCACCAUCACCAGCAGUACUUUGGUAUGAACUUUCACCCCGCCUCCUGCUCCACCCCUCCCUCACUUGGACUCCUGAGGUUGCUUCAAGAGCAGGGAAUCUCCGCCUCCCCCCAGCCCGCCCCCUACACCUUCUACAGCCACCUCCCGACGCCCACACACCCCGCGGCACACCCCGCUGUCAGGGAGGAGGACAGGGGGGGAGCGCGGUCCUUCAAGGAGGAAAGGAGAAAGACCAUUUUCAGCUUCAACCUAGUGGAGAAGCUACAGAACCUGGGCUUGCACACAGUGGCAGCUCGAGGGGUAGCGGGUGGUGGGUCCCAGCAGGAAGGAGAGAGAAGCAGUCAGGCACUCCUCUGAAGGAUGAGAUGGACCCUUCCGCCAGUAUUUCCCGCUCCUUUUCCACUUCGAGUGAUUUCCGUCCACCGUGGCAAGACAAACGAGCGACCCAGCGCAGCCGGAUUUUAGUUCAUGUCGCGUAAGUGUACAGUGCUCUUUUUGCUAUGGACUCAUUCAAAAUCUGUACUGUAGGUCUCCGUGACGACGUGACAUCAUCAUCCCAGGACAGUAACCUGAUCAUCAGUCAAUCAUCAGGCAAUAUACUGUAUAAACAAACAUCCCAACGACACCAUAGAUUGUUGUUUUAUACCAGUUUUUUGUGGUUGUCUUUUUACAUGGUAUGGAAGGGAAUGGUGCUUCUCUCGCACGUGUAGUUUUUUUGUCUUUUAAGACCCUCACCUGUGUUGUCAUGUUAUCAUGAAAUGCAAAGUAAUUUCCAUGUUAUCAUUUUCUCUUCAGCAAUAGAUGUUUGGGGAGGGGGAAAUAAGCUAUUGUUCUUAAUCUUAAACUGACUAUUACUUUUAAGUCUGUCACUUUCAUAGAAAAGAAAAACUGCACAGAAAAGUAUUUCUGCUUAUUAGCUGCUAUCAGUGAAUGAAGCAUGUAGCCUAACCACCAUUCACCUGACGGUGUGAAAAGUUCUCGCACUCCAAUCACUAUCUGCCUCAAAAUGGCCGACAUGAUACACUGAAGCUGUACAGGAGGAUUUGUGACGUCACCUGUAUCACUCAUCACUGAAUCCUCAAGUCUUGCACUGCACUCGCGUAGCUCACUGAACUGCAUUGGCAUGGCUUCGCUCAUCACUCACUGCAAGCCACCGUGAAAUGCUUUACAUCCAAAUGCUGUCGAUCAUUGUGACUGUGCGUAUUAGUCAAACCUCGCUCAAAAGCAUUCAGGUUGUCUUCCAUGCUGUAUCAAAGCCAACAAACAAGAUGGGAUUAAUAAGAUGUGUAAUGAAUUUACCCAUAAAAUGUUGCUGGUACCAAUAUUUUAAUCAAGUUAUCAUGGCAUUUCGAUAGUGGACCGUAUAGAAGGGGAGGAAAAUAUUUCAGAUCUAGGCAUUCUAAGUGAAUUCUCUCAAAGUUAUAGAAUUGUGCCGAGGGGGAUACCUUAUGUAAAUAAAUGUGUCACUAAAGAUAAAUUUGAAAAAAACAAAUUAUCCAAUUGUUUUAUGAGGCUUUUCUUAGGCUGCCUGGACAAUCAAAUGCAACAAAAACAUGGCAUAGGAUACUGCAUAUUAAAAAGGGAAAAAUCAUAGCAAAUGAAGAAAAUGUGUACAGAGACAAAAUAAUCACCAACAGUAAUUUACAUCUGAGAUGUAGAAAAAUGAUUAUUGUCUGCUGAAGUCUAUUUAAUAAUCACUGUUCUAUAUAUGUGUGUGUGAAUGUGUGUAUCUAUUGUACUACCUGUGGAUUAAAAUGUGCAUUGUAUUUCCAUCAGA